This is a messenger RNA of Aphanomyces astaci, 606 nucleotides long. RefSeq lists its product as hypothetical. Bases 1 to 606 code for a protein of 201 amino acids. The record is from RefSeq and is a predicted model, not a curated record. Lineage: Eukaryota; Oomycota; Saprolegniomycetes; Saprolegniales; Verrucalvaceae. Gene Ontology annotation, molecular function: nucleic acid binding. The transcript has 2 exons.
AUGGCUGCCCCGAACGCACCGUAUCACGCCUCUGGCUUCGGGCGCAGCUCUCCCUGCGGCAUGGUUGCCUCUCCGCUUAUGUCCGCACGAAAUUGCGUGAGGUGGCUGCGCGCUCCGUCCAAGCACUACAUAACCAAGGUUAUGUUUCUUGCCGCCGUGGCCAGUCCCCGCUACGACCAUCACUCCAAGACAUUUUGGGACAGCAAGGCUUGUGUGUGGCCCUUCGUUCAAGUGUCGCCGGCGUUGCGUGGAAGCAAGAACCGCCCCAAGGGCACCCUCGUCACUGUUCCUCAAGCCGUGGGCAGCACUGUGUAUUUUGACGCCGUUCUGAACAAGGUCGUCCCUGCCAAUAUGGCCAAGUUUCCUGGCGUUUUGCGGCACGGUGCCGUGUUCCUCCAACAAGACAAUGCCAACCCGCACCGUUGCGUUAUGACAGAGCUGCUUCAAACCAAGUGUGUGCGUGAGAUUGUUGUAGCAAACCAGCCUCCCAAUAGUCCAGACUUCAAUGUCUUCGAUUUAGGUUUUCUUAAUUCUAUUCAAAGUAUUCAGCACCAAAAGGCAACCUUUAGAUUAUUGCUGCUGUUGAAAGUGCGCUUUAUGAGUUAA